AUGCGUGUACUCUUCUACCUCGCCUCUGCUUUCACCCUGUCGCUCGCUCUUCCACAAGGCUCUCAAGAGCUUGUGGCGACAGACGAUUGUCCGGAGGUCGUCCCAGGGCCUGGCCUACCAAGUUUAGCCUCGCUCAAUCUCACAUCCGCCGACCUCUGCAAGUCACCUGAAGAAUUUCAGAUGAGUCUCUAUGGACAAGUGGAGUCUCCGUCAUCGGCUCAGGACUCGGCGAACGAUGAGAAGCAAUUGGUCAAGAGCACUAUGAGACCGAUCCCCAGGAGAUUCUCCUGGGGAACUCCUGCGGGUCCUGCGCAGGCGGGUGGAUUCCUGCCAACGCAGGAUGAGUCCCGCGGAGGCAGUUUCGUUGAUCAACCCCGCCCUGGCGGUAGGGUUGAUCCCGCAUGGGCAGGAGGAAAAGUCGGCCCCGCCGGUGCAGUUUUGACAAACCUGCACAAGCAGGACGAAGCGCCGGACCCGCCGGUGCAGUUUUGA
Coprinopsis cinerea okayama7#130 is the source of this 492-nucleotide messenger RNA. RefSeq lists its product as hypothetical. The transcript has 2 exons. NCBI's taxonomy places the organism in Eukaryota, Fungi, Basidiomycota, Agaricomycetes, Agaricales, Psathyrellaceae. Bases 1 to 492 code for a protein of 163 amino acids. The record is from RefSeq and is a predicted model, not a curated record.